Messenger RNA from Solea senegalensis (Senegalese sole), 5072 nucleotides. RefSeq names its product mitochondrial coenzyme A transporter SLC25A42-like. Bases 456 to 1433 code for a protein of 325 amino acids. Gene Ontology annotation, cellular component: mitochondrial inner membrane. Gene Ontology annotation, biological process: transmembrane transport. Lineage: Eukaryota; Metazoa; Chordata; Actinopteri; Pleuronectiformes; Soleidae. The record is from RefSeq and is a predicted model, not a curated record. The transcript has 9 exons.
UCGUCCUUGUCAAGCUCACAGUGGUUCAUCUCAGUUGUCACUGCAGAAACAACAUGGAUAAUAUAAGUCAGUACAGGGUUAAUGAAGCUGCUUUAUAUUUGUGAGUGGGCGUUUUUAAUGUCAGGUGACAUUUAUUUAGCGAGAACUUCACGUCAGUAAUGUUUACACUACAAGAGACGCAGUAACGUUUGUGUAGCGAGAGGCUAACAGCUAGCUAACCUUACUUAACCUGGCUAAGUUGUUAAACAUCUUCAAUCGAAUCGAAGUAACUAUCUGUCGCCUGCUGGGGGACUUAAAAACAUCACGAAUUAAAAAAAUAUUUCUGCUGGUUGUACACUUUUAAGUAAUUGUAAAUUCUGUACAUCUAUGUGAAAAACUCCAGCACUGUGCAUCGCUGCCCUCCAGUGGUUGACUUCAUGAGCGUGCACAGUGACUGCUGUGUGUAGUCCUAGGGAAUGGGGAAUGGAGUCCAGGAACAACAGGCAUCGCUUAAGCAGGGAGAGGUGCUGCAUGUGGCUUCCUCCAGCCCGUCAGAGCAGCACACCACCCGGUCAAUCCUCAACUCACUCUUUUCAGGGGCCUUAGCAGGAGCAGUAGCCAAGACAGCUGUUGCCCCACUGGACAGGACUAAAAUCAUCUUCCAAGUGUCCUCAGCACGAUUCUCUGCAAAGGAGGCAUACAGGUUGAUAUACCGCACAUACCGGAAGGAUGGCUUCUACAGUCUGUGGAGGGGGAACUCUGCCACCAUGGUGCGUGUCAUACCGUACGCCGCCAUCCAGUUCUGUGCACACGAGCAGUACAAAAGGCUGCUGGGAAGCUACUAUGGCUUUCAGGGCAGAGCCUUGCCUCCACUCCCAAGGUUACUGGCUGGAGCGAUGGCUGGGACCACAGCAGCCAUGUUGACAUAUCCUCUGGACAUGGUGCGAGCUAGAAUGGCCGUAACACCAAAGGAAAUGUACAGUAAUAUCCUGCAUGUGUUUGUGCGGAUCUCUCGAGAAGAGGGCUUGGCGACGCUAUAUCGGGGUUUUGCACCCACCAUACUGGGUGUCGUUCCCUAUGCUGGUCUCAGUUUCUUUACCUAUGAAACACUGAAGAAAUUACAUGCGGAGCGCAGUGGCCGCCUACAGCCUUACUCGUAUGAACGCCUGGCAUUUGGAGCCUGCGCAGGUCUGAUUGGACAGUCGGCGUCUUACCCUCUCGAUGUGGUACGGCGGCGCAUGCAGACUGCAGGGGUUACAGGUCACACGUAUGGCACCAUCCUGGGCACCAUGAAAGAGAUUGUGUCCGAGGAGGGGGUCGUCCGGGGACUCUACAAAGGUCUCAGUAUGAACUGGGUGAAAGGGCCCAUUGCAGUGGGGAUCAGCUUCACCACCUUUGAUCUUACUCAGAUUCUCCUGAAGAAGCUGCAUCAGAUGGGCUACACGGCUCGAUAAUAGUGAUUUAAAAUGGUGCAUCCCCAUAAACCCUCUAAUAAAGAGCAGCAAAGAGGGGGGAGGGAGAAAGAGAAAUUGGUUGCUACACAGAAGGAAAACACACUGGCUCGGGAUGAAUGGUUAAUUUUAACGUAUUCUCUCGCUUUAUCUAUGUGAAACAAGGGAUGUACGAUCCCUGUCGAUGCAAAGUAGAGUACUGUGUGUACCUGUGUACGUCUACAGUAAGUGCAAUAUGCUAAGUGAUUUUAAUUGUGUGCACAUUAUAAUGCUCAUGCCCUCGCGGACCCGAGAGCCUGAGAGUGUGAGUGUAUUUAUUCGUCAGAGGUCCUGUUCACACCUGCUAUAUUACCAUUUUGUCCUCACUGAUUAAAUCACAGUCGUAUGAGUACAACUGUUCACACCCGGCAUAAAAAUGCAGCGCGUAUUUGCCUCCUGUGACCACGUGAUCGGAUCUGCUGUCCCUGACUGUUUGCAAAAUCAUGUUUUUAACGUGUCUUUUCUGUACAGAUGUCCCUGCUGUCAGGAAGCACAAGGACCGUUCAGACCUGUAUUUAGCUGUGAUGUGGCCAUGAUUGGAUCACUGAGGACAGAUGUUAAAACUAGGUCUGAACGAGGUCAUAGAGUUCACAGGUUCUCACACACAUCUACACAAACACACACACACACACGCACACACACUGAUAAUGCUCCUCCGCCAUGUGUGUCUGCUUGAAACUGACUACCGCCAAUGCAAUGCAGGUUGCCACUUUUAAAAAUGUAUUUGAUUUGAUAAGAGUGAAUUCUGUUCUCUUGAGAUUUGUUUUGAUGCAAGGAUGUUUGAAUUAAUUAUACCAAAGGUCAAGACGUAAGCUACUUGAAGCUCAUUAGUAGAGAAACAAACUUGCUCAGCCCAGAGGAAACAGCGCCUUUACUGCCAUUGAAUAUCUCUUAAUUUUUGUAAUUAAGAUUUCAAAAACUUUUGUAACCACAUACUUUAAGUUAGAGUUGAGCCUUUGCAAUGAGACAGAUAAAUUAUAUUUUACGCCAGUGCCAACAGAUAUAAGGUUUGCAGAGUGCCCCUAUAUAUUUGUGUUUUGGGGUUGAUUUUUGGCUAUAAUCAUAUCGGGGAUGUUUAUAUGUUGUGUUGUCAAACAAACACAGGUUUUACUUUGGAUGAAUUUUGGUACGCGGUCAGUUUAUCAGCUGAAAAUGGCUGUUUUGUUUCAACCUCACCGUGUCACGUAGUGCACCUCAAACAUGAUGGGUCAUUUUUGCAAACGUGUGAUCACCGAGAUGGAUUCAACUGUGACAUAGGAACACGUGUUCAGUCUAAUUCAAUCUGGUACAGCGGCUCUGCAGUGAAUAUGACGUUUGUGAAGUUUACAGUGUCCCAUUAAUGUUGACUCUUUAAAUCGGUGGUGUUUUUUUUUCAUAUCAUUAACAUUUAAAUGACAGGCGACGUAAAUGAUCGCCUCUGUGUAGGCGUCGCUGACAAAUGGAUAUACACGCACACGCACGCACAGUUCCUUAUACAGUAUACAGAUGUUGUCUUCCAUUUACUAUCAGUAUUCCAGCUGCAGGGUCUGUGUCUUGACGACAUGACACCAGUUCAGAUUUAAACUGGUUAUCUGAAUGACUUAAAACUUAGUUAUUUGAUACUGGACUAACCUGACUGAAAUAUGCACACAGCUAGUCAAGAGGUUGUUUUGUAACAUUCUCUGUUAAAGGCAUUAUUCAGUGCUUUUUAAUUUCUCUAUAUUAUAUUGUCUGGCCCUCAGUGCAUAAUGGAAAGUUUAGUUUUAUUCGAAGUGUUAUUAAGGCAGUUUCACCAGCAGGCGUACAGUGACUGAAGAGUGUCUUCUAUACCUAAAGGAGCACUUCACGGAUUUGCAUUUAGCUUUGUAUUACUAAAACCGGGGUAGUUUUUUUGAAAAAUUGUGCUUCCCAACCUCAGUUUCCCCUGAGUCGAGAAAUAUCUUCAUUCUUUUUUUUGUUAUGUGCCCACCAGUGACACUUGGUCUGAGCCUUGGUCCGAGGUGUGAAACUGCACUUUUUAGACCCACUCGUAGGGGGACGGGACCUCAUUCCCAGAAUGUAAUCAGUGUCCGCCAUCUUGGGUGGGCACGUAACAGAGAAAAGAAUGAAGAUAUUUCUUGACUCGGGAAGCACAAGUUUUCAAAAGCACUACCCAUAUUCUACUAAUACAAAGCUAAAUUGUACAUCAAUGAAAUAUUCCUUUAAUAUUUGUUUUAAAAUCACCAGCACCUCAAAAUCACGUUAAAAUGAAUUCAUGUUUCGGCACUAGCAAUGAUUGUUAGUUUGUGCUAAUGUUAAAAUACCCAAAAUGAUUUAAUUUUAGUGCCUCAGUUUGUGGAAUAUUUAGUUACAAACAAAACUUUUUGUCUACUUAGAGAGACGCCUUCAUUUCUUUAAAAAUAGUCAAACAUUAGCAAAGUGAUGCUCAAUAUCAGAAAGUGUUUGAUAAAAGAAAAUGCAAAGAAGAUUACAACACAGUACACUUUUUGACACAUGCUGCUCAGACUGAAUUUUGAUGCCCAGUUCUAUUCAGCAGCUCACUGCUCACUUGACUCCACAAUUCAUUAAACCCACAAUCCUGCUGUAAUCUGUCUCAUUGCACUUUCAUCUGUUUAUGGACUUUUUCUCAUUGUCGGAGAAAUGUAUCGGAGAAAUGUAGACUGACUGACUGACUGAGCGACUGCACACAGUGGUAGACUAACAAAAGAGCUGUCGAUGCAGUGUUCGUCUUUUCAUUCAUUAUUCAUCAUUAGAUCAUAAAUCAUAAAUAGGUUUAGCUGAAUGACAGCUGAAACCCUGCACAUGUUCUGACGUUUGCUGCUUCAUUGACACUUAAGUGCCUAGCAAGGAAUAGAGAUGUUUUAUCUACAACUAAUCUACGUGUAAUAACCUUUUUUGAAGGUUUUCAUCCAUUUUAUAGCCUUGCUUUGUGUUCAUAAUUACACAUAUUGAAGAAGCAGUAUGUGGUGUGAUAUGGUGAUCGUUAGACCUCUUUGACUCAAUGUGUUAAUUCAGGUACACUUUUCAUUUGUGGAUUUUGUAAAACCUUCAAACGAACAAUCGGUAAUGCAUAGAUAGCAUUUCUGUCAUAUUAGAUUAGGUCAAUUAAUUCCCAACAUGUUUCACCCGAUUUGAUGAAUGUAGGAUGAUUUUACAUAGACUUUUGAUGGUCAUUUGUACCUUUUUAAGAAUGAAUUUAAUUGUAAUUCUGUCUGAUUGGUAAUCCUUGAGAUCAGAGGAGAUGGAUGAACACGUGUUGAAAUGUUCUAAAAUAGACAAUCAUUAAAUGCCAAAAGUUGUUGAAUUCUUUGUACGUUUGACUUUUGUUGGGAACCUGACAGUGGCUUAAUGAGAAAGAAUACUGAUGAACUUAUACAAGAAACUGGUAAAUUGUGAUUUUGUUAACAUUCUUUUUAACACCGUUUGUGAGUAAUCUUACAGAUCAUCUUGUGUUUUGUAUGUUUCCGUACAGCAGUGUCAAUGACUGCCAUGUAAAUCUAGGGAUUUGUGCCAACUUAAUGUAAACGUACUACUGCGCAACACCUGUGUCCAGUCUGUAGUGUUGAUGGUGUAUUAGAACAUUUUGAAUCAUCAAAUUCUCAAAUAAACUGGAUGUUAAAAAUA